Nicrophorus vespilloides is the source of this 1654-nucleotide messenger RNA. RefSeq names its product myeloid differentiation primary response protein MyD88-B (gene Myd88). Gene Ontology annotation, molecular function: TIR domain binding; Toll-like receptor binding. The transcript is spliced from 6 exons. NCBI's taxonomy places the organism in Eukaryota, Metazoa, Arthropoda, Insecta, Coleoptera, Silphidae. The record is from RefSeq and is a predicted model, not a curated record. Gene Ontology annotation, cellular component: plasma membrane. Bases 211 to 1416 code for a protein of 401 amino acids. Gene Ontology annotation, biological process: MyD88-dependent toll-like receptor signaling pathway; positive regulation of canonical NF-kappaB signal transduction; defense response to Gram-positive bacterium.
CCACACCCAAAAGAAAUGUCAUACGAACGUUGUCAGACUCUAAUUAAUUUGUUAAAGAGAUUGCUUUUUGAUGAAAUUAUUUAAUGUUCAACAUAAGCACGUGAAGAGAUGCUUUAGAUUGGGCCUCGCGACAUCACGACCAACCAAUUAUUUUGUCUUCUGGAUCAAUCAACUACCAUCUGGUAACACACAAAGCCCUGGAACAAGACGAUGGCAGAUAGCAAUAAUGGACAGGCAGAUGAAGAGGACCUAUAUAAUGUGACCAUUUGGGCAAUGAAGAGCAGUACCAAGAGCCUUCUAUCUUCAUUGCUUAAUCCAAUAAAGGUCAUACCCACAGAGAAGGGGUUGCCACGGUACUGGCUUGGAUUGGCCGAGCUGAUAGGCAUUGGCGGCGAGAAGAUACCGAAUUUGAAAACGGAAUUGGAUCCGACCCUGAAGCUGCUCAACUUAUGGGCGGAAAAGGACAAGACGCAAAGCACAAUUCGAAAUUUCCUCAAAUAUUUGGAGGAGUUGAAUAGGUUUGAUGUGAUUUAUGAUAUUAAAGAUUACUUAGAGGAGGACAUUAAGCAACACAAAGAGCAAGCCAAUGGGCAAUGCAGUAGCACUAGUUUGAACACUGAUAGGAAAAUUUUAACUGUAGAUGAUGUUAGCAGGAUUAGCCAGGGUUUAGAGCCACAGAAUUAUGAUGCUUUUGUGUUGUUUGCCGACGAAGAUAUAAAUUUUGCCACGCGGGUGAUCGAGAUGGAGAAGCAAAAGAACUUGAAGUUCUGCGUCAAAGACCGUGAUUUGGUUGGUGGUGCUUUCGAACACGACACCAUAAUCAAGUUGAUAGCGGAGCGUUGCAACCGAUUAAUUGUGAUACUCUCUCCCGCGUUUUUGGCAAGCAAUGAAAACAACUUUUUCCUCAGAUUCGCUCAAGCCAUUGGCAUAGACCAGAAGAUGAGGAAAGUGAUUCCUUGCAUGUAUACGCCUUGCGAAGUGCCUUUCGAGCUCAAAUGUUAUGUUAUACUCUAUUACGAUAGAUCUAACAAAUUAUGGAAUUUCUGGGACAAGUUAUACAAUUCCAUAAAGAUGUCCGAAAAGGAAGUGAAGAAGCCCAAUUUAAACAGGGCCGUGUCCCAUCAAGCACCGUCCAAGAGUUUGUAUAAACCUGCAAUACCUGAAAUUCAAGCAAAUGGUUUGUCAAAAUCAAAGAAGGAGGGUGUCAAGUUUAACAGCAUGCAGAAUUUAAACAAUUGCGACAGUUCUACGGAGGAGGCAAACUCGGUAAAGGAGAAGAAAUCAAGCGGGAAAAAAAGCUGGAUUAAGAAGAUACUGCCCUCUAGUAACAAGGCUAAAGCGGAAGGUCUGCAGGAAAAGGGGAAAAGGAAGUUCUGGCAACGGAACAGCAAGCGAAAAGUGGCCGAGGCUAAUUGAAUUUCGUACCAACUGCAUAUGGUUUCGGAGCAAAUAUUUUUGAUACCCGAGUCGGACGUUUUUAUUUUAGCGGAGAACUACAAUAUUUUUACUAUGCGAGUGCAUUUUCUCUACUUAAUGUGAUCAUAACUCGGCUCAUCUUGGAAUGUUUCCAUAGCCACACACUAAAGUUAUCGCUUUACCAAUUUUAUUUUACAUAUACAUACGUAUUAUGAUGAUAUGCAGUAGAGACUCCACU